AAAAGAGGUACAUAUUGAGACGGAAUUAUUGUGACGGUCUAACAAAGAGUCGCAAGGAAAUUGGGGCGCGAAUAUUAAUUUGUAAAUUGCGACGCUUUAGAGAGCCGCAAAAUAUUUCGACGUUCUAAAGCGUCGCUAUUUACAAAAAAAAAGACACGUGUGUUGCACGUGUUUGUGAGGCAGCAAUGCAACUGAAUUUUUGGGCAAAAAAUCCCGCCUAACUCUCUGUUUUUUUCGCAGAAUCCCGCCUAACUCUCAACCCACCUCCCACGUUUCUCUCAACCUCCUCCCACCGACAUACCUUGCUGAAACUAACCACCCUCGUCAGAUUUCCGAUGAAUUCGUAUCUCUCCUCCUCACCUUCAGCACCGGCCAUUAACGAAUUCCAUGAAUUCCGUCUUCAACCUUUACGUUAGCAAAGUCAAAUCUCCCAGUAUAAGCUAUCUCACUCCUCAUCCUAUAAAUUCAUGAAAAAGCCCAAUUAUUGAAUUCACAAUUCGCUCAACAAAUUCAAGAUAAAUUCGUUGCUCUCUCUGGUUUUUAAUUGGAGAAAUUCAAGCAUACUCUGGUUUCUUAAUUGCUGCUUCAUCCUCGGUGUUGCCGGAUAUAUUCGCCAGUUUUCAAUUGCAGAUAGUUGGUAAUUUGGACGAUAGUUGGAAAGUGGUGAACGUCUGACUUCUUCUUCCGUGUUGUUACUACUGUAGGUUUCGCCGACCACACCGGUUCAAGGUUUCCUGUGAUUCUUUAGCGUUGUUCGUAGGUUCGUGCAUCAGUUCGUGCGUUGCUACACCGGUUCAAGGUUUCCUGCAAGUCUUUAGCGUUGUUCGUAGGUUCUGCAUCGGUUCGUACGUUGCAUAUGCUCUUUGAUACUAGAGGACUAAAAGAACAUUGGUAGCUAUUGACGAAGGGUCGAGCAUUGCUGCAUCCAAGUCCCCAAAAUCUUCUGAUCCAUCCACCCAAAACUGGGGACCGUUCAGUCCUCCAACACUUGGAGUGUCACAGACAUUUGGGACGGUAUCACAACCCAUUAAGCAACCAGUAGCUGCUAAAAAAACCAUGGUUGCACCACAAUCAUCCUUGCCUCGGCCUACUUCCAUGGUUUCAAAGCCACAACUGAAGGCAUUAUCAAAACCAUCCUUUACCCAGACAAAACCAUCCUCUAACCCAUUACAACAACCAAUUCCGCCCACUCUUACAGGAACAACACAAAGUAGAUGGUAUAAAGGACCUACGUUUCCCAAUCUGACUGAAAUUGCAACACAAAAAGCGUCAACACCGAAUCCACACCAGCCUACUAUGCAGCCUGUGUUGCAGCCUUUCAAAGCUACCUUGCAGCCUUCUUUGCAGCCUUUCAAAGCUUCCCAACAGCCUCAAACAGCUACCAAUCAGCCUCAAAAAACUACCCAUCAGCUUCACAAAGCUACACAACAGCCUCAAAAAGCUACACAACAGCCGGUAUCUUCUUUUACAAGUGUCAAACCACAUUUAGAGAAAAGAGCAUUUGUUGCACCUUUGGGAGCAACAAAACAUGUGAUGUCACAAUCUCCUACACCACCAGACACCAUGGCAAUGAAAAAGAGAACCGGGAAGCAAGAAGGUCAGUUGCCUCCAACAUACAUGCAUGUGAGUGAGAAUGCAUUUCAACCUCUGCGAUCUCCUCCAUCCAAUCAGGUUGAGAGUGAAGUUAUGCCAAACUACAACUGGGACGAAUUUGAAGAAUCGGCUUCUGAGAGUGAAAAUGAAUUUGAUCAAGGAGAAGGAAGUGAUACUGCUGUGAAGAAAGCAACACUUCGACAUCGAAUCAUUAUUCCAAAUUGGCCAGAAUCGAGGGAGUUUGAUGAGAAGGUGGAGGCUAUAGCUAUAGAUGCUGAUGGAAUACGACAUCUGGUAAAGGGACCAGUUCUGCCUCGAGACGUUUGGCAUGAUGCAAAGGGGUUCAGAUACAUUGUCAAGCUCAAUGAAUUCAACCAACCUAUUCGAAAAGGUGGGAAGAUCCUUGUGAGCUUCCUUGGAGAUAUUGCAAAAAAUGAUUCACUUUGUCCAGUGGGAGUCCCAAGUUGGCGUGCUGUGAACAAUCAGUUAAAAACUAAUGUUGUUACAAUGAUUCGGAAACAUUUUGUGUUACCUGAUGGACCUCUAGUUAACAAGGCACUAGUGAUGCGUAUUGACAAACCAUGGAACAAUCAUCGAUACAAAUUGAAGAGGGAUUUUUUCGAUCCAGUGAAUAAAUCUCGAGAAGAGAACUAUGCCAACGUGCCUGAUGGAGUGUCCACUAGGAGUUGGACGGAAUUGGUAGAUUAUUGGCUUUUACCAGAGGCCAUGGAAAAAUCUGAAAUGGGAAAAAAUGCUCGAGCUUUACAAGGCAAUAAGCACAACAGUGGUGCUACAAGCUUUGCUAAUCGAAGAGUUGAUAUGAAAGAGAAGAAAGGAGUGUUUAGCGAAUUGGCAUUUUUCAAAUCAGUUUACGCCAAAGAAGAUGGAAGCUUUAAAGAGGGCACACUUCCUCAUCAAUUUGUGGAGGAUGCCAACAAAAAGGUCCAAGAAAAUCUUGCGAGUUCCUCUUCUUCAAAGCCCGUAAUUGAAAUUGAGAAUGCAGUCUUUAAUGAGCUCAUGUAUAAAGGUGAAGUACCUAAACGUCCUCUGAAUUAUGGAUUUGGAGUGAAGCAAAGCGACAUCUUUGGAGUGGAAGGUUUGCUGAGGAAAGAAGGGUCAAGCUAUGUUAACAACAAUGCUAUGGAAGUGGAGAACAUGAAAGGUGAAAUAUCAGUUGUCAAGAAGCAAAAUGAGGACCUUGCGCAACAAAAUCAAGUUCUAAACACCAAGUUUGAAGAAACAACACAAUCAUUUAAAAUGAUUGCUUCUUUUUUGGGACAAGUUUUGAAGGAAGUACGCAAAGGGAAUGUUUCAUCGAACCUUUUAGAUGGUGCGGAAUCAGCAAUAAAUAUGAUUACUGAUGAUUCUGGUGGCAAUGGUGACAACCAGGCCGAGAAAUGAGACUUUGACACUAUUGCCAAAUGCAAGAUUAUUGAUGAUUCAAGUGGUAAUAGUAAAUGUAGAUCAAGAGAUGAACAAGUUAUCUUGAAGCUAAGCUAGCAUAACGAUAUGUUUACUUGUUCGUAGUCAGGAAGUUGUUUUUAUUUAGUUUUGGACUAUCUUGUAGAAAAAAUGAUAAUGCUAGUUAGAAAGUUAUUUGUUUUAAAAUAUCGCUUUUAUUUCAGUUUGACUAGACUCUGCGAAUUAAUUUAAUGUAUAGAUGAUUUUUAUCACUUUUCCUAAAUUAACUACUUAAGUAUAUAUGAAUCAUAGCAAGUUAAUAUGUUGCUUUAAGA
This is a messenger RNA of Spinacia oleracea (spinach), 3329 nucleotides long. RefSeq lists its product as uncharacterized. Lineage: Eukaryota; Viridiplantae; Streptophyta; Magnoliopsida; Caryophyllales; Amaranthaceae. The coding region runs from base 1057 to 2994 and encodes 645 amino acids. The record is from RefSeq and is a predicted model, not a curated record. The transcript has 11 exons.